AUGUCGUUUUUCAAAAAUAUCGCAGGGACGCUUCCAACACCGAUCUCCGUGGUUUUCGCCGCGGGCUCCUGGGCAUCCGUGAAUUGGAGAAAGUCAGAGAUCAACACGCUAGAAAAGAGAAAGGCUGGAAUCGAGAAGCGAUUGAAUGAGCUUUACGGGCCACUCUACGGAAACAGGAUGUUAUUCAGAGCGAGCAUCGGCGCUCUGGAAAAGAAGGUCGGGACUAGCGUCAGUGAGCAUCUCAAAGAAGUCGAGAGGAAGAGACUGGCAAGCGAGCUGGAAAACUGGCGGGACUUCUAUCGUUCUCAACUUCGCCCGUUGGACAUCAAAGUGAAUGAGCUCAUUCUACUCCACUCAGACUGCAUCGUAGACGAAGAGAGCAUGGCGAGAAUUAAAGCAUUCGCAGAAAAGAGCGCGGAGAACAACUACACAAUGGAACAUUGGCGGGCGGACGGCGAAUGGGAUAAACGCUCGCAAUUUGACAGUAAAGACUUUGACUACUCAAAUUCAAAUGGAGACAUGGAGGAACACGAGCUCUUUGAGGAGCAUGUUUUGAGCACUUACCGAGGAAAGGGUCAAAGAUCUCUUACUUGA
This is a messenger RNA of Oikopleura dioica, 594 nucleotides long. Lineage: Eukaryota; Metazoa; Chordata; Appendicularia; Copelata; Oikopleuridae. The record is from the annotation of a GenBank genome assembly.